Molecule: messenger RNA, 2511 nt
Organism: Scomber scombrus (Atlantic mackerel)
Lineage: Eukaryota; Metazoa; Chordata; Actinopteri; Scombriformes; Scombridae
Gene: abcb8
Product: ATP-binding cassette, sub-family B (MDR/TAP), member 8
Exons: 16
Coding region: 96-2222 (708 amino acids)
Biological process (GO): transmembrane transport
Cellular component (GO): membrane
Molecular function (GO): ATP hydrolysis activity; ATP binding; ABC-type oligopeptide transporter activity
Source: RefSeq, a predicted model, not a curated record
CGUCAAUAUGGCGGCCUGUAGGUUACCUCUGGAUUACCUCAGAGCUUAAACGAUUAUUUAGAGCUAACUGUUCAUUCAUGAAUCGAGUAUAAAAAAUGUUUCAGUUAAUUUGGUGCAGGGCCAACAUUACUGCACCCGUGCGGUCCCUGUCGUUUUAUUCGCGAUGCAAUAAAACAGCAGAUAUCUGGAAACUUUCACGGCUGUAUACAUCUCCAGGAGCAAAUGCACACAGCUCGUCACAACAACCUGGGAAUGCUGUCAGUCGCAUUUGGAGCCUUACUCAGAGAGCCGUCCGCCAGUCCACCACCCGAACAUCUAAACACCCGGGAGUGGCUCUGAAGUUUAUCUUAGGACCUGCACUACUCACUGUCUCUGGACGUCUGUUUUGCCAUGUAGCUUACUGCGAGGCAGAUGUGAAUAACAAUACCCCGGACGAGACAGAAGCCAAAACUCCUGUGCCUGAAUUCAAAUGGCAUAUCCUUUGGGAAUUUGUCAAGCCUCAGCUGUUUGCUCUCAUUGGUGCUGUGGUGCUUGCUUUUGGUGCAGCUAUCUUGAAUAUUCAAAUCCCCUUGAUGCUAGGGGAUCUGGUGAAUGUCGUUGCACGCUACCUGAGGGAACAUACUGGGAAUUAUGCCUAUGAGAUGAGGGCUCCUGCCCUGAAAUUGCUUGGACUGUACGGCAUCCAAGGCCUGCUGACGACUGGCUACAUCAUCCUGCUGUCGAGGGUUGGAGAGAGAGUGGCGGCUGACAUGAGGAAGACCCUUUUUGCAUCCUUACUGAGACAAGAUGUGGCUUUUUUCGAUGCUAAUAAAACUGGGCAGCUGGUGAACCGUCUGACUGCUGACACUCAGGAGUUCAAGUCAUCCUUUAAGUUGGUCAUCUCUCAGGGACUGCGGAGUAUUACACAGACAGUUGGAUGUUUUGUGUCUCUGUAUGUCAUCUCUCCGAAACUCACAGGUCUGACAGUAGUUGUCAUUCCCUGUCUGGUGGGAGCCGGGGCUUUCAUUGGCUCAUUCCUUCGCAAACUAUCCCGUUUGGCUCAAGAACAGGUGGCAAAAGCAACAGGAGUGGCAGACGAGGCACUUGGAAAUGUGCGAACAGUGAAGGCUUUUGCCAUGGAGGAGCGGGAGCUACAGUUAUAUGCAUAUGAAGUUGAAAAAUCUUGUGAAGUGAAUGAACAUCUUGGUGCUGGAAUAGCAAUUUUCCAAGGAAUGUCAAACAUUGCCCUGAACUGCAUUGUUCUGGGAACUAUUUUCGCUGGAGGGACUUUAAUUUCUAGCAGUGAAAUGUCCCCUGGAGACCUGAUGUCUUUCUUAGUUGCUUCCCAAACGGUGCAGAGGUCUUUGGCCAGUAUGUCUAUCCUCUUCGGACAGAUGGUGAGAGGAAUGAGCUCUGGGGCCCGUGUGUUUGAAUACCUGGCUUUGCAGCCUACUAUAACACUCUCUGGAGGAGGACGCAUCCCUAACAAUUCUCUGAUGGGAAGGGUUGAUUUUAUGAACAUUUCAUUCAGCUAUCCGACAAGAAUUGAGCAACAUAUCUUGAAGAAGUUAAACUUAACACUGCCACCAGGCAAAACUGUCGCCAUCGUUGGAGAAUCUGGAGGAGGAAAGUCCACAGUAGCAUGCUUGCUGGAGCGUUUUUACGACCCGACCAGUGGUGUCAUCAUGUUGGAUGGACUUGACAUUCGAACACUUGACCUGUCCUGGCUCAGGGGGCAAGUUAUCGGAUUUAUCAAUCAGGAGCCGGUUUUGUUCGGAUCAUCUAUCACUGAAAACAUCCGCUUUGGGAAGCCUGAAGCCACUGACGCUGAGGUCAUUAAUGCAGCCAAGCAAGCCAACGCUCACCGCUUCAUUACAGAUUUCCCAGAAGGCUAUAACACUGUGGUUGGUGAGCGCGGUGUGACGUUAUCAGGUGGCCAGAAACAACGCAUUGCCAUCGCUCGUGCUUUGAUCAAGAACCCCAGCAUCCUUGUGCUGGAUGAAGCCACCAGCGCCCUGGAUGCAGAAUCGGAGCGCGUGGUGCAGGAAGCUCUGGACAAGGCCACAAGGGGUCGCACUGUGCUCAUCAUCGCCCACCGACUGAGCACCAUUCAAAACGCUGACCUCAUCUGUGUUAUGAGCAAUGGCCGCAUUGUGGAGGCUGGGACUCACGUGGAACUGCUGAGCAAAGGAGGACUUUAUUCUGAUCUGAUUCGCAGACAAAGAGCUGAGGGGAAGAAAUGAACCCUGCAACAACUUUUCUGUAGAUCUAUGAUGAGUAAUAGAGUCUAUUUUUAAAUGUAUAGAAAAGGUUUGUGCAGACAGCAGCUAUAAAUUUACCAGCUCAUUGUCUUGAAUUUUAUGACAAACUUUCAAUUGCAAGGAAAUGUCUAAGUGGACCAACUGGAUCAGCCUGUGAACACACUACACUACUGUAUAGUCGUUAAUGAUAAUGGGAAUUUCAUAAAAUAAUUUAUUAUGUAUAACAAUGACAAAUUAUAAUACGAUAGAAAUAAAAUAAAGUUGGGUUUCA